This is a messenger RNA of Anolis carolinensis (green anole), 1778 nucleotides long. RefSeq names its product immunoglobulin superfamily member 1-like. The record is from RefSeq and is a predicted model, not a curated record. The transcript has 7 exons. NCBI's taxonomy places the organism in Eukaryota, Metazoa, Chordata, Lepidosauria, Squamata, Anolidae. Bases 1 to 1185 code for a protein of 394 amino acids.
AUGGUGAGAGGACAAGUUUAUCCAGCCCCUUCCAUCUCAGUGAGCCCCAGUGUCGUGGUUGCUCUGGGAGGAAAUGCCACCAUCAGCUGUAAAAGCGAAAGAUACCAACACAUGACAUUCCUUCUGGUCAAAGGAACUGUAUCACCGGAAAAUGUGAUGGAGAAGCAGGCAGAGAAGUAUGAGGUUACAUUUUCUGUUUCCAAUGCCAGAUCCUUAGAUGGAGGAAUCUAUUGGUGUUGCUUUGUAAGUGCUCUUCAAGAAUGGUCACAUUUCAGUGUGAAAGCAUACAUCAAGAUAAGAGUACAGGUUCAUCUCAAGCCAUCCAUAGCAGUGAGGCCCAAAGAACUGGUUCCUCUGGGGGAAAGUGCUACUAUCCAUUGUAAGGAUGAAAACAAUAGAAGGGCAAAAUACUCUCUCAUUAAGGAAGAGGCUCUUGAUAUUAUCCAGGAGGAAACAGGAGGCAGGAAAGGAGCUACAUUUACCAUUGACAAUGUUACUCAAUUGAAUGUUGGGAUCUACUGGUGUGACUACAAACCGGACUCUGGUUCUCUAUACUCCCAUUUCAGUGAGAGAGUAUACCUCAAUGUAACAGAUCAUGGUUUCCCCAAACCCUCCAUCAAAAUGGUACUGCAAGAAGAGUAUCCCUCAGGAGUGAAUGUCACAAUCCUUUGUGAGGGACCAGAGAACAAUCUGACAUUUUUCCUACACAAAUCAAUGGAUUUGAGAGCAUCACAGGAAACAGAACCAGGGAGUAAUAGGGCAAGGUUUCUUGUACAAAUUAUCAACUUGGAGGAUGCAGGCAACUACACUUGUCAGUACCACAAGAGUGGAAAUCCCUUUGUGUGGUCAGUGCCAAGUAAUCCUGCACAGCUGGUUGUGAGAGAAAGUAUUCCAAUAAUUAUUUGGGCAAAUGUUGCUGCAGGCUGUCUCCUUCUGGUUCUGCUCGUACUGUUGCUUACCUACAUAUUUUAUAGAAAAAGGAGGAAGGGUAAGUGGACCCUCUGUGGAUGUUCGACAGCCAAAGUAACAAAGCAACCAGUGGCUGUGAACCUAGAGCCAGUGGCAGAGGCAGUCCCCGAUGAAGUUUCCUAUGCUGUACUAAGACACUGCUCAGUGAAGAUCAAGCCCACGGCUGAUCAAGAGGGGAUCUCUGAACCUUGUGUCUAUGCAUCAGUGGCCAAAUAAAGAACCAGAAGAUCCCAUAAGCAGCAUUUCUCCAGGAUGGGAUAUUCCCGAGAAUUAUUCUGUGGUUGAACACCAUCAGUCUUGUUCACAGAAGCAAGUCCUGCUUAUUUUGUCUGUGAUGGAUACAUGUGUCCACAGACCUCUGAGAUGCUGAUAUUCAUUUGGGUUCCAGUAGCUGGUGAGAGUCCCUUCCUCUAUGGUCCAACUACUAUUGCUUUGGCCUCUAAAGAAGAAAGGAGAAGCCACAAACAGUUCUAUCAUACGUUGGCCCAUUGGCUACUGAAAAAUCCUCUCUCCACCAUGUUGUCAGUGCUGUGGCUUCUGAGGGAAUGAAGAGCAGCCGUACACAGCCCCACCAUGCCUUGGCCCAGCAGCGAGUGAAAGGCCCUCUCUCCAUGUUCCAAUUGCCAUUACUGUGGCCUCUGAGGAACAGAAGAGCAGCCAGUUACUGCCGGACUUAAUCUGCUCUCCAACUGUCAACCACUUUUUGCCUUGUCUUGUUUAGAUUGUUAAUCUGAGGGCAGGAAAUCUUUGGAACUGAAAGAUAGGACAUAACUACUCUAAAUAAAGAAAUAAUAUACUUCUUAACAGCA